UGAAACCUUUCUCUUCGUUCUCCAUCAAGAUCUACCAGUGAUUUUCUCUAUCUAGAUAUCUUUCUCUCUCUAGCAUUUUUUUUUUUACAUUUGUUUUUGAUCUUCGCUCCAUUUCAGGAUCUGCAUUGCCGUACUUGAGACUUGAGAGUUGUGUUUUCGUUUGAAUUUGACGAUGGUGUGUUUACAAUUGAGGAAUGGAGUUGACGCAGGGUUUUGUCGGUGGAAAUUAGUUCAACUACGGAUAAACCCUAGCCUGGAGUUCAGUGUAGCAUUGUUUAUUCAAGUAUUGGCGUUCUGAUAAUGGUGUUUGUGAAUUCGCUAUCAAAAUGCUGGCUAUUUUGAUGCUGUUGUUUAUUUCCCAUCUUGUUGCUCUCAAUUCUACAGCUGUUACUUACGGUCCUGUUGCUGGUCCUACUGAUAGUGGCUUGCCGCGACAUCACCACCACCAUCAUCGUCGUCAUCCUCAUAGGAUGAGAGCUCGUGCUGCCUCCCCAUCUCCAUCCUCUGAACCAGGCUGUGGUCAAACCUGUUUGGAACCACUCACUCUAACUCCUAUCGGUUCACCUUGUGGUUGUGUUUUUCCAAUGAAAGUUCGACUUCUUUUACAAGUAUCCGUGUUUGCUGUUUUCCCUGUUGUGAAUGAGCUAGAGAUUGAGAUUGCAUCAGGCACGUAUCUAACACAAAGUCAAGUGGUUAUAACGGGUGCCAGUGCUGAUGAUCAAAAUCAGGAAAGAACAGCCGUUGAUAUAAACUUGGUACCGUUGGGUGAGAGAUUUGAUAACGUGACUGCUGCACUCACUUAUGAGAGAUUUUGGCGGAAGAAACUCUCUUUGAAUAGAACCCUUUUUGGAGAUUAUGAAGUGGUAUAUAUUAUAUAUCCAGGCCUUCCUUCUUCACAACUAUAUGGAAAUCACUCUGGGAGUGAACCAAGUGGAAGUCCUGGGACACAGGAAUUCCCUAUACGUGCACAUUUCGUUGGCAAAAAUCAGAAGCUGGACCAUAAAACCAUUUUUGUAAUUGCUUUGUCAGCAGCAGUACUCUUGAUUGUUUGCUGUGCUGCAGUUUCUGUUAUCAUGAAGUACAGAAAGAUCUGUAGUUCAUCAAAUCCCGCUGGCCCUGUUUUUACGUCGUCAACUAACAAGAAAUGGGGACUAGGAGCAAUGUUAUCAAGUGAUCCAACAAGUUCCUUGUCGGUAUCUAUAUUUUCCACCAUGCCUACUUCUUUUCUUUCCAUCAAGACCUUCACCCUAGCUGAGCUGGACAAAGCAACCGAGAAAUUCAGCUCAAGAAGAGUCUUGGGUGAAGGAGGUUUUGGGUGCGUAUAUCAUGGGAUCAUGGAAGAUGGAGCGGAAGUUGCUGUGAAAUUGCUUAAUAGAGAUAGCAACCAUAAUGGUGACCGUGAGUUCAUUGCAGAAGUCGAAAUGUUAAGCCGGUUGCAUCACCGUAACCUUGUGAAACUGAUUGGCAUAUGUAUUGAAGGGCACACACGCUGCUUAGUCUAUGAGCUUGUUCCAAAUGGCAGCGUUGAAUCUCAUUUGCACGGUGCGGAUAAGCAAAAAGGACCUCUUGACUGGGAUGCACGGUUAAAGAUUGCUCUUGGUGCGGCAAGAGGGUUGGCUUAUCUUCAUGAAGAUUCUAACCCUCGUGUGAUUCACCGUGAUUUUAAGGCCAGCAAUGUUUUGCUAGAAGACGACUUUACCCCCAAGGUAUCAGACUUUGGGUUGGCAAGGGAGGCUACAGAAGGCAGUCGGCAUAUUUCUACGCGAGUCAUGGGAACUUUCGGUUAUGUCGCUCCCGAGUACGCCAUGACAGGCCAUCUACUAGUCAAAAGCGAUGUCUAUAGUUACGGGGUUGUGCUGCUAGAGCUUCUAUCCGGUCGAAAACCGGUGGACAUGUCUCAACCUCCCGGUGAAGAAAACCUCGUGACRUGGGCYCGCCCACUUYUCAYRASCMSMRAAGGYCUGCASCASUURGYSGAYCCMACKUURKYCGGRAYGUACGACUUYGAUGACAUGGCWAARGUGGCUGCRAUMGCUUCCAUGUGUGUGCAYCCWGAGGURRCYCAAMGACCUUUCAUGGGUGAAGUGGUCCAAGCCUUAAAACUCAUAUACAACGACAAAGACGAUACUACAACUCAACGAGACUCGUCCGCCGUGGAAUCGGACUUUAAAGGAGAUCACGAUCGUGCACCUUCCGAUAGCAGCUGGUGGAACGGCGUCGGAGGUGCCGCACAUUCCAUUUACGGUUCAAGUUUCGAUGCAACGGUGGGGGGGUCGAUGAACGUGGGGUUAAGCAAUAGGUCGGGCCCACUUAGAACGGUUCGGAGUAAACCGGAAUUUUAUAGAUUAAAAGGGAGUAUGAGUGAACAUGAUAGAGAUAGACUUCAAUGGAAGCCUUUUUGGAGUGAAGGUUCUUUGUAGUACCAGUAGUUGUUUCAUUCAGAAAUGUACAAAUGUUCGCAACUCUGCUUUUUGUUUUUUUAGAGAGGUUCCCUCAUGGGGAAGAAAGGGACCAAAAUGAAAAUGUGGAGUUUUGGGGAGUAAAUUAUAUUUUAGGUCCCUGAACCAUAUAUCUAUUGACAUAUUUUGGUUUUAGGCAAA
Messenger RNA from Cynara cardunculus var. scolymus (artichoke), 2600 nucleotides. RefSeq names its product receptor-like serine/threonine-protein kinase ALE2. Lineage: Eukaryota; Viridiplantae; Streptophyta; Magnoliopsida; Asterales; Asteraceae. The coding region runs from base 327 to 2420 and encodes 697 amino acids. Gene Ontology annotation, molecular function: ATP binding; protein kinase activity. The transcript is spliced from 8 exons. The record is from RefSeq and is a predicted model, not a curated record. Gene Ontology annotation, biological process: protein phosphorylation.